AUGACGCAGCUGACGCUGACUAUGUUGGUGAUCCUCGUAAUAAAUCAAGGUCUAGCCUGGAAUCUGACCACACAGGAACCCCCUGAUUCCCCCGCUACAGCCUCUCACCAGCCCCUGUCCUCUGGGGAAGACUAUCUUGUAGGAAGCAGAGCCCAGGAACCCCACGGCCGAAGGGCUACAAGGAAACCAACCUCUGCGCUCUCCAGCUGCUGCCGAGGAGCCCGGCUCACCCUCUCCCUGGAUGUUCCCAUGGGUCUCCUUCAGAUCUUGAUAGAGCAGGCCAGAGCUGAAGCCCAUAGGACCCAAGCAGCUCUCAAUGCUCAAAUCCUGGCACAGGUUGGCUGA
Messenger RNA from Phascolarctos cinereus (koala), 345 nucleotides. The record is from RefSeq and is a predicted model, not a curated record. NCBI's taxonomy places the organism in Eukaryota, Metazoa, Chordata, Mammalia, Diprotodontia, Phascolarctidae.